Molecule: messenger RNA, 1075 nt
Organism: Salvelinus sp. IW2-2015
Lineage: Eukaryota; Metazoa; Chordata; Actinopteri; Salmoniformes; Salmonidae
Product: STE20-related kinase adapter protein beta-like
Biological process (GO): protein phosphorylation; protein export from nucleus; activation of protein kinase activity
Cellular component (GO): serine/threonine protein kinase complex
Molecular function (GO): protein serine/threonine kinase activator activity; protein kinase activity; ATP binding
Source: RefSeq, a predicted model, not a curated record
AGCUCUGACGUCUCAGAAUGCACUUUCACCUGGGGUGGUGCAGGCAGCGAUGACAUCACAGCGCUCUCUGCUAACUCCGCCCACUACCAGCUGCUGUCAGAGCUGGGGAAAGGCUUCAACAACCUGAGCCAGGUGCACAUGGCACGCCACACCCCCUCCCGCCAGCUGGUGGCAGUCAAGAACACCAACCUGGAUGAGUGUACAGAGGAUGAGCUGCUACAGUUGAUGAACGAGGUUCUUCUCUCCAGGCUGUUCCGCCACCCCAACCUGCUGACCUCUCGCCUGGUCUUCAGCUCCUGCUGCCAGCUCUGGGUCCUCACACCACUCAUGGGCUACGGUUCGGCAGAUAGCCUGCUGAGGACGUUCUUCCCUGACGGGAUGAGUGAGUCCCUGAUCGCUUACCUCCUCCAUGGAGUCCUGAAGGCUCUGCAAUACCUGCACCUCAUGGGCUACGUGCACAGGGGAGUGAAGGCCAGUCACAUCCUGCUGUCUGGGGAGGGCCGUGUCUACCUCUCGGGGCUGCACAGUGUUUACAGUAUGAUGCGGGAUGGGAAGAAGGUGAGGACCGUGUUUGACAUGCCCCACCACAGCCCCGCGCUGCUACCCUGGCUCAGCCCAGAGCUGCUACGACAGGACCUGCAUGGCUAUGGGGUGAAGUCAGACAUCUACAGUCUGGGGAUAGUAGUCUGUGAGCUGGUCAGUGGCAGGGUGCCUUUCCAGGACAUGCCCCCUACACAGAUGCUGCUCCAGAAGCUGCGUGGGUCCCACUGCUGCCUGCUGGACGUGGCCGUCCCCCCUAGGGAGGCUGGGGGGCUGAAGGUGUCCCGCUCCGUGGACUCUGGCAUCGGGGAGAGUGUUGCCACAGGCAGCCUGACCCGCACCGCCACCGCCGAAAGACCUCAGAGCCCCGCCCCAAGAACACUCGCCACCCUGCACAACCUGGUCCAGCUGUGUCUGCAACAGCAGCCCGACUGCAGGUGAGACAUACACGUGGCAGACACACGGAACGCAACGCCACACACCGAACGCAGGUGAGUCAUACACGUGUGCAGACACACGGAACGCAACGCACACA